AUGAGGCCGACCGACGCUGAAAUCAGACAAUACACGGCGAGGAAGAGGCCGGCAUCGGGGGCCGGACCUUCACGGCCGCCAAAGAAGCCCUCCACAGCGGCGCCGACCGUCGCAGCAUCAGCAACCGAUCAGUCGAAGCCGGUGAUUGCGCUCUCGGCUCUGACGGUGCAACCGGAGGAGCGGCCGGCGGAGGAAGCGACUGAAGGAAUGUCGGCGGCUUCGCCGACGGGAGUGGCAUCGGACGUCGUUCGGGAACCUGAACGUCAUCCGACGGCGUCUGCAGCUGCAACGGGGGGUGCUGCGUCAAGCCCGAGCAUCCCCUCCUUACCCGAUCUACGGGCCGGGGCGGCCGAUAGGGGGAAAGCCCCGAUGGCCCCUGCCGAUGACCAAAGGUCGGGAAGCAUCGCCGCGUCACCUGGCGCCCAGGUCCCCGAAGGAGCGUCGGCACUGGCAGACCACAACUUGCGCCCACGUUUGCAGCUAAUCUAUACCAUGUCCGAACUUGAGAUCGGGUACCGGAGGUUCGGGAACAUCCAGGCGGUCUGGAAGGACAGGGCGACGGCCGUCGAGGCCGACAAGGCGGUGCUGGUCGAACACCUGAAGCAGUCGACCGACCGGGAGGCAAGGCUGGUGGACGAG
Elaeis guineensis (African oil palm) is the source of this 639-nucleotide messenger RNA. Lineage: Eukaryota; Viridiplantae; Streptophyta; Magnoliopsida; Arecales; Arecaceae. The record is from RefSeq and is a predicted model, not a curated record.